AUGGUGCAAGAACAUGAAAACAUCGUGGGUUUCGAUUCUGCUAUAUUGAUGCACCCUACAGUAUGGAAAGCUAGUGGACAUGUAGGUAAUUUUAUAGAUGUUAUGGUAGAAGACACUAUUACCAAGGAACGAUUUAGAUAUGAUACAUUAAGCGAUGUGCAAAGAGAGCAAAAUCUAAGCCCAAACGGCAACCCACUCAGUGAGCCUAAGAAUUUUAAUCUUAUGUUUUCCACCUCCUUGGGGAGCACCGAAGAAUCCUCAAUGAAAGUAUAUCUACGACCUGAGACAGCACAGGGAAUAUAUGUAAAUUUUAAGAAUGUUCAGCAAACAUCGAGGUUAAAAUUACCUUUUGGCAUAGCACAGGUAGGGAAGGCCUUUCGCAACGAGCUCCUCUUUAAGAAUUUCAUUUUUAGAACAUGCGAAUUUGAGCAAAUGGAAAUGCAGUUUUUUGUACAUCCUCAAGAAGAUACAAAGUGGUUUGAGCAUUGGAAGCAACUGAGGAUGCAGUACUAUAAGGACAUAGGUAUACGAGAAUCUCAUCUUAGAUUCCAUGAACACAGGCCAGACGAACUAGCGCACUACGCUAAAGAAGCAUGUGAUGUGUUCUAUCAUUUUCCAUUUGGUUGGAAUGAAAUUGAAGGUAUACACAAUAGAUCGAAUUUCGAUCUUACUCAGCAUAGUGAGUUUUCUAAGAAAGAUCUGUCGUAUCAACCAGAAGAGGGAGAAAAAUUUAUUCCAUGUAUUAUUGAAACAUCUGCUGGGCUUACGAGAACAGUACUUCUUGUUCUCUGUGAUGCGUACCGAGUAGAGGAGAUCGAAGGAAGCGCAAGAACCGUACUGCAAUUGCAUCCACGCCUAGCACCAUAUACAAUAGCAGUGCUUCCCCUGGUAAAAAAAGAUGGUUUAGCAGAACGUGCCAAGCAAUUGUUUCUUUCAUUGCAAAAGGAAUAUUCCUGCGCAUUUGACGUGAAUACAUCUAUCGGAAAACGAUACAGAAGACAAGAUGAAAUAGGAACGCCACUCUGUCUAACGUACGAUUAUGAUUCCCUUACAGAUUCUUCUGUUACAAUUCGUCAGAGAGAUACAUUGAAACAGGAAAGAGUAGCUAUACACAAAAUAAAUCAAUAUAUUUCUGAUUAUGUAAAAACAUAUGGAGUAGACAAUGCCUAG
This is a messenger RNA of Ylistrum balloti, 1170 nucleotides long. RefSeq names its product glycine--tRNA ligase-like. Gene Ontology annotation, molecular function: glycine-tRNA ligase activity; ATP binding. Gene Ontology annotation, biological process: glycyl-tRNA aminoacylation. The record is from RefSeq and is a predicted model, not a curated record. The transcript has a single exon. Bases 1 to 1170 code for a protein of 389 amino acids. Gene Ontology annotation, cellular component: cytoplasm. NCBI's taxonomy places the organism in Eukaryota, Metazoa, Mollusca, Bivalvia, Pectinida, Pectinidae.